AUGACAAAGAGAACAGACACCAUUCCUGCGCAGACAGAGUUAGCAGCCCGGGACGGAAGGACCAGAGGCGCCCUCCAAAGAGCAGCCAUGGCCUGUGGGUGUCGCCGCGGGGGGAAGGCAGCCCGCGGGACCCCCGUUGGCCUCUGCGCCGAGCCCGGCUUUCCAGAGAAGCAUUACCUGGAGCCUGAAAAGGAGGUUAAUCUGCAAGGCCAGCGUGAGAGGAGCGCCGCUGGCGGGGAAUGCGCUUUGAUGUCGACCUCUGGCUGCCACGGCCAGACCUGCCUUGGUGGGCGAGGAGCACGGGAGAGAGGGCGUGUGUGGGAGACAGGAGGAUGA
This is a messenger RNA of Rangifer tarandus platyrhynchus (Svalbard reindeer), 336 nucleotides long. The record is from the annotation of a GenBank genome assembly. Lineage: Eukaryota; Metazoa; Chordata; Mammalia; Artiodactyla; Cervidae.